Messenger RNA from Syzygium oleosum, 4504 nucleotides. RefSeq names its product protein unc-13 homolog. The transcript is spliced from 6 exons. The coding region runs from base 1389 to 4430 and encodes 1013 amino acids. Lineage: Eukaryota; Viridiplantae; Streptophyta; Magnoliopsida; Myrtales; Myrtaceae. The record is from RefSeq and is a predicted model, not a curated record.
GGAACUUGGAGAAUUGUUCUGUCAAAAUUAUGCAUUAACUCGAGAGAGGCCGUUCCGAUUCACAGGCUAUGUCACUGUUGUCAGUGUUUGCAGAUUCCUGGCAUUUCAAGUCAUGGAUCUCCGAUCUUCGUCGAGAUUUGUGCUUCUUUUUGCAGGUCGUCGCCUCAUCAAGCCAGCCACAUUCACAAUCGUUGCUGUUUCUCUCGUAAAUGUCGGUCUUACUUGCCACCUGCAGUGAUCCUCUUGUCCCAGUCCUUUGGCCUAGGGCCGUUGAUUGAUCUAAAGUGUCAGUUGCUGAGAGCCAGUGUUGUCAUUGCAUAAAAAAAUUCGUGUUCUGAUUUUAACUUCAAUGUAUGGUGGAAGUUAUGCGCGCGUUAUGCAUCUGAUUGGAACCUCGAGUUUAUGCGACCAAAUUACCAAAAUCUGUAUUCGAUUGUCUUUUCUCUUAUAUGUAACUAGAUUGAACGAAGGCAAGUAGGGCUAAAGAUCAUACGGUCCCGAAUUUUAGCCGCGUGGGGGAUUUGGGAAAUGAGUUUGAUAAAUGGGUGUAUCAUCCUAUCUAGAGUCCGGUGGUUAUCUUGACAUGUCGGAAUACUUUUCCGCCCGGUUGAGUAAAUUUUUGGGUGCGCAAAAAAGCAACAUUCAUCGAUGUUUUGAUGGGGUAGAAAUCGAAAUGAAGGUAGAAAAUCUACGUUUGCACUAUAAAAGUCAAUUAGGUGCAUAAUCAAAGCUAAUCUUAGAUAGCUCUUGUCCAUCGUUCUCUUCCCCUUCUCAAAUUUUUCAUCGGUUCCGGAUUAAAUCGAGUCACAUGACAGCAACGGAUUCGGGUAGGAUUAGGAUUCAAGAUUACGACAUCGGUAAAAUUAGUGAACGGAAAAAGAAGUGACCUAGUUGUUCGAUGUCGGCUGCCGCCGUUCUCCUAUCCAUCUCUUCCUGGAGAGUUUUGAGCAUGGGAACUUUAACAACUGAGAAGGCCAGCACAGUCAAAUUGUUUGUUCAACUCCAGGAUGUUGACCCGAGUGUUUUCGUCAAGGCUCAAUUCGUUUAUCCGUCUGGAAUUUGUUCUAUUUAUGCAUACCUGAUUGGCCACGACAUGAUUUUCAUCUGAAUUACAGCUGUUUCAGCUGGAGAAAUAAGCUCCCCAUGUCCCAUUUGCCACCCUUCUUUCUCGCUCUCCAUGCAACAUCACAAGUUGGCAAAAACCAUCCGACGCCCAAUCUCUGUCUCUCUCUGUCUCUCUCUACCCCCCCCCUUCAAACGUUGUCAUAACCAAAAAAACAAAGCUCAAAUCAGGUGCCUCUCUAACCGUCCCUCUCCCUCUCUUGAAGAACAUGCGUUCCAAAUUCUAUCGCUCUCUCCCGCCGGAUCUCUGAUCACGCCGUCGCCAUAUGGCACACGCCGCCUGCCGAGAGUCCUUCUCUGCGGCCACGGACCUCGAGUGGCCCUUCGGGAAGCUCGACGGCCUGGACCACGACGACAUCCGCGAGACCGCCUAUGAGAUCUUCUUCACCUCUUGCCGUUCCUCGCCCGGAUUCGGAGGCCGCACCGCCAUAGCUUAUUACUCGUCGUCGUCGCAUGCGUCCGACAAUGCGGAGGGAGGUUCGUCGGGGGCCGGAGCCCAGGGCAGGGCCAAUGGGGUGGGGAUGGCGCCGAAUAGUAGGGUGAAGAGGGCCCUAGGGUUGAAGAUGAUCAAGCGGUCGCAGUCGAAGAGGAUGGUAUCCGGUUGGGCCAACGUCGGCGGGAUGUCCGCGCCAUCUUCACCGAACCGGCACAGCAUGGGGACCAAGCUGUUGAGCCCCGGGUUGUUGCACACAGUUCCGCCUUCGAGGGCGAGGCGGCCGCUCACGUCGGCCGAGAUCAUGAGGCAACAGAUGAGGGUGACGGAGCAGAGUGAUAACAGGCUCAGGAAAACGCUUAUGAGGACUCUUGUAGGCCAAAUGGGAAGACGAGCAGAGACCAUAAUCCUUCCGUUGGAGCUUCUCCGGCACAUCAAGCCGUCCGAGUUCAGCGACUCGCACGAGUACCACCUUUGGCAGAAGCGCCAGCUCAAGGUCCUCGAGGCCGGGCUCCUCCUCCACCCCUCUAUCCCGCUCGAGAAGUCGAACACUUUCGCCGCGCGCCUCCGGGACAUCGUCCUGUCGGGCGACACGAAGCCCAUCGACUUCGGGAAGAACACGGACGUCAUGAGGACCCUGUGCAAUUCCGUUGUCUCUUUGUCUUGGCGGAGCGCGAGCGGGACUCCGACCGACAUCUGCCACUGGGCCGACGGGUUCCCGCUCAACGUCCAUCUAUACAUCACUCUCAUGCAAUCGAUCUUCGACGUGAGGGACGAGACGUUGGUCCUGGACGAGGUCGAUGAACUUCUUGAGCUCAUGAAGAAGACAUGGUCCACAUUGGGCAUCAACAGGCCUAUCCACAAUGUGUGCUUCACUUGGGUGCUUUUCCAACAAUAUGUGGCGACGUCGGAGAUGGAGCCGGACCUCCUCUGCGCCUCGCACGCCAUGCUCGUGGAAGUAUCGAAAGAUGCCAAGAAGCCGGAUCGAGACGCCAUAUUCGUCAGGAUCUUGUCGUCGGUGUUGUCAUCGAUGCGAGAGUGGUCGGAGAAACGGUUGCAUCACUACCAGGACUACUUUUCGAGGGGGAUGGUGGGAUUGAUCGAGAACAUCCUCCCUAUGGCGUUGACGGCCUCGACCAUUAGCAGCGAGGACGCCAUGCUACCGGUCACGGCAGGCCACGGGAACAAGGACUCGGUCCUGGACUCUACCGGCGAUCGCGUGGACGACUACAUAAGGUCCUCCUUGAGGAAUGAAUUCACAAAGAUGAUUCAAAGCGGCCAUUUCAAUCACGCGAUGGAUUCGAAAGAAGAGGCGACCGAAGCUCUUCUCAGCCUGGCGAAAGAGACGGAGGAUCUGGCCUUGAGAGAGAGGGAACACUUCAGCCCCAUCAUGAAGAAAUGGCAUCCGUUCGCGGCGGGGGUCGCGGCGGUGGUGCUGCACAAUUGCUACGGGGCCAUGCUGAAGCGGUACCUGACCAGCACGCCGAAGCUCAGCAGCGAAACCGUGAGCGUGCUGCAGAGAGCUGGGAAGCUAGAGAACUUCCUGGUGCAGAUGGUGGUCGAAGACUCCACCGAGUGCGAAGACGGCGGCAAGUCCCUCGUCCGAGAAAUGGCGCCGUACGAGGUCGAUACCAUCAUCCUGAAGCUUUUGAAGCAAUGGAUCGACGAGAAGCUCAAGAAAGGAAAAGAAUGCCUCCGUCAAGCCAAAGAAACCGAGACAUGGAAUCCAAAGUCGAAGACGGAGCCGUACGCGCAAUCCGCGGUGGAGCUGAUGAAGCUGAUAAAGGAAACCGUGGACGAGUUCUUCGACAUCCCGAUCGGAAUCACCGAGGAUUUGAUUCAAGAUCUCGCCGACGGCCUAGGCCACCUGUUUCAAGACUACAUUUCAUUUGCUGCAUCAUGUGGAUCAAAGCAGGGUUACAUUCCCUCGCUCCCUCCUCUAACAAGAUGUCACAGUGCCUCCCAACUUGUCAAGAUUUGGAGGAAGGCCACUCCUUGCCGGGUAGGAGCGGAAGAUGGACAUACGGUCGGGGCCAACGACGGCCACAACCCGCGGCCGUCGACGAGCCGCGGCACGCAGCGCCUCUACAUCCGCCUCAACAGCUUGCACUACCUCCUCACCCACCUCCACUCCCUCAACAAGACCCUCACCCUCUCGCCCCGGGUCUCCCCGUCCCGGAACCGCUUCACGAACCGGCGGCAGCAGGGCAAGACCUCGUCCUACUUCGACAUCGCCCGGACGUCGAUCCACGCGGCCUGCCAACACGUCUCCGAGGUCGCCGCGUACCGCCUCGUAUUCCUCGACUCGAACAGCGUCUUCUACGAGAAUCUUUACGCCGGCGACGUCGCCAAUGCCCGCGUGAGGCCCGUCUUGAGGAUCCUCAAGCAGAACCUGACUCUACUGUGCGCGAUCCUCACGGACUGUGCUCAGCCGCUCGCGGUCAAGGAGAUCAUGAAGGCCGCCCUCGAGGCCUACCUCAUGGUGCUCCUCGCGGGCGGCAACUCGCGGGUCUUCUACCGAGGGGACCACAAGAUGAUCGAGGACGACCUGGCGAGCCUGAAGCGGGUCUUCGCCUCCUGCGGCGAGGGGCUCAUCGCCGAGGACGUCGUCGACCGCGAGGCCGAGGUCGUCGAGGGCGUGGUGGCGCUGCUCGGGCAGCCGACGGAGCAGCUCAUCGAGGACUUCAGCAUCCUGACGUGCGAGACGAGCGGGAUCGGGGUGAUGGGCGCGGGGCAGAAGCUGCCGAUGCCGACCACGACGAGGAGGUGGCACCGGUCGGACCCGAACACCAUCUUGAGGGUGCUGUGCCACAGGAACGAUAGGGCGGCGAAUCAUUUCCUCAAGAAAUCGUUCCGGAUGGCCAAGAGGAGAUGAAUGUGCAAUUUGCAUGUCUCUCUUAUCAGUAGUAUGUACUUGGCAAAAAGGUGGAAAUCAUGUCACGAUUUAUA